GAGAGAGAGCGGGGGAGGUAGAGGCAGCGAGCAAAGACACAGCCGAGGCAGAAGUCUAACGUUAGCUAGAUUACUACUUUUAAGCGCAGACUAGUGUCUCCGUGUUUUCUUCGGACUGUAGAGAGACACGCUGUGGACGUCGGCGGCUCCUCUGAUUAAGUUAACAUGGGUAUGAAUGGCGGGGUUUUAUCUCCUUUCGCGUAACGUCAGCGUCCUCGGAGAAAGUCAGGGUUUCCCCCCCCGUGAGGUUUAGCUAAACUGAGUAGUGGACUUGAGGGCGAGGAGGGCGAGGUAACGGUACUUUUCUUUUGUCUUUAUUUUACCCUCUGGAUCCUGUUAUCAUGACGCCCGACCUCCUGAACUUCAAGAAGGGAUGGAUGUCCAAACUGGACGAGAGUGGCGACUGGAAGAAGCAUUGGUUUGUUUUGACUGAUGCUGGACUGAAGUACUACAGAGACUCUAGUGCAGAGGAGAAAGAUGACUUGGACGGAGAGAUUGACCUAAAAUCCUGUGUGAAGGUGUGCGAGUUCGAUGUGGAGAAGAACUAUGGGUUUCAGGUACAGACGCGGGAGGCUGCGCACACCCUGUCCGCCAUGACAGCCGGGAUCAGGCGGAACUGGAUAGAGGUUUUAAAGAAGUGCAUCCGGCCCAGCAGUUCUCCGGACCUCACGCAAUUACCUGACGGCAGCAGCGACAAGGAAAACUCCCACUCUCGCUUCCUGCCGUCUUCCCGUCGGCCAUCAUCGCGUCACGCCGACGUCGUUCAGUCCGAGGUCUCGACCCCCGCUCAUCGCAGGUUCGACUAUGUGGAGCUGUCCCCGGUUCCCGCCUCGUCAGCCGGUCAGAGAGAAGCGGCCGAGGGGCAGGGCAGGGAGCACGGCCAGUGGCAGGAGGAGAGGAACACGAGCAGCCAGUGGGAGGCCGUGCUGUCCAGGAAGGGCACCGGCGGGGGAUCGAACCAGAGGCCGCGCUCGGAGGACGAGAUCGAGGGGAAGUGGGCCGAGUUCGAGCGCAUGCCGCUAAAGGAGAUGAGCUCCUUGCCGCCGAUGGGAUCGCGGCCCUCCAGCCAGUCAGCCAACGAGGCGCUGCAGAGGGAGGUGGCGUCACUGAGGCAGCAGCUGGAGCAACUACAGGGAAGGGGAGGGCGAUGGGGAGGAGGAGGCGUGAGGGGCGGCUGCGGCCCCGAGGCCCCCUGCGGCCGCAGCCUGGCGGCCAUGGAGCGCGCUCAUCGACAGGCGAUGGAGGAGCUGCAGAGGCAGCACGAACGCCAGCUCAAGGGGCUGGAGACCGAGAAGGACCGGCUGCUGCUGGAGGAGACCCGGGACACGGCACGAGUAAUGGAGGCUUUGAAGAAGAAGCACAAAGACGAGCUGGAGAGAGAGGUGGAGCGAGUCAAGCGGCUGAGCAGCGGGGCGAUAGAUUCACAGGCUUUACGAGCCCAACAGCAGGCGGAAACUCAGGCCUCGCAAAGAGAGCUGGCCGGACUGUCUGAGCGCUACUCUCAGAAGUGUCUGGAGCUGAACCGAGCCGAGCAGAACAGCGCAGAGAGAGAGAGGGAGAUCAGCCGCAAGGAGAGAGACAUGGAGCAGCUGAGGAAGGAGAACCAGGAUUUAAAAGCCCGUUUGGCGGCGGAGAUCAGUCGUACGCGAUCCUCCGUCACAUAUCAGAGCUCAGAGAACAGCAAAGACAGGACGCCCAGUGAACUAGAGGUUCUUCUCAGGGUGAAGGAAAACGAGAUCGAGUAUCUACACAAGGAGAUCAGCUGUCUGAGGAAUGAGCUGCAGUUUCUCAACACGGAGAAACGUCUGGCCUGUGAGCGCUAUGCGGAGGUGCACGAGGAGCUGAGCGGGAUGAAGGGCCGGAGCGAGCGAGAGAUCCAGAGUCUAAAGGAGCACUUGAGGCUGGCCAUGGCUGCCCUGCAGGAGGGGCAGAAGCUGGGCAACAGCCUGGACCACUGAGACCCUGCUGCUGGUACUAGCGCUCUGGAAGACAAGGAGACAGGUGUGGACGGAUGUAGAGCCGGGCAACAUCUCACCGUCUCUGUGGAGAUUUUGAAAGGCACAUAAUGUAUUUGAUAGGGUUUGUUUUUUUUGUGUGUUUCUUUCUGUAUGUUUAUUGUUUUGCAGGUGUGUCUGCACCACGGUGACUGAUAUUCAGCAGCAAAAGAAAGCGGAGGACUUGUACAGUUGCGGCUGUGUGGGGACCAUGAUAGUGCCUUAGUUUUCUAUCCUUCUGCCAAUGAGCAGCAUAGAGUAGCUGUUAGCUGGUUUUAUUACACUGGGCCACACACACGUUAUAGAUAACUGCACUUUUUAUGUUUUUAUUUUAGCUUUUGCUUGCUUUGAGUGCAAGAAUGUAUGAGUGCGCAUUUGGUCUGAAAACUGGAAUAUCCGUUGAGUGACAUGAUUUUUUUUUUUGUUAUUAUUAUCAGGUAUUGUAGAUAAAGAUUUCAUACCGUAUCCGAUUCUUUUUUUUGUUCAUACAUAAGAGCUACUGUCAUCAGUUUUCUAUGUUGUACAGCUGUUGAGUCAUGUUUACUCUGUGAAAAUGGCUUGUGUUUCUAUAGAAAUGGGAGCUUAUCAUUUGCUGUAAUUAUCUUUUCUUUUUUUUCUUUUUUUUUUACCUGGAGAGAAGUGUGCUUACGUAGUGUCGUGUUUAUGAGCAUGACGUCCUGAAAAAUCCAUUGGGAUUACUACAGGACAAGACGGCAAACCUUUGUUAAUUCCUGGCAGGCUGAAUUGGAAGUUGAUCUCUGAUUGUACAGCUGUUGAAUGAAUGUUGUCCCACGUCACAGAUGUCUUUAUUUUUGAAACCAUGGUUGAGAAGCAGGAACUCUCCAGCUUCCAGCCCCCCCCCCCCUGAUCAUUGUUGGCAUGUAUGUGCCACCACUUAACAAAUGACAGGUGUUGCAUCAAUGAGCCAAUUUCUUUUUAUUGACAGUAUGAAUUGUGAUAAAAUGACUUAUCUACCUGCCUUUUGAAAAUAUUUUUCAUAUUUAAUGUACUGUAAAAGCCUGUAUCAUCUUUAUAAAUUAUACACAAUUUUUGCAAUCAAUAAAAUAAGUUCAACAAACACUA
This is a messenger RNA of Anarrhichthys ocellatus (wolf-eel), 3077 nucleotides long. It is a transcript of the gene triobpb, whose product is annotated as TRIO and F-actin binding protein b. Gene Ontology annotation, cellular component: actin cytoskeleton. Lineage: Eukaryota; Metazoa; Chordata; Actinopteri; Perciformes; Anarhichadidae. Gene Ontology annotation, biological process: positive regulation of substrate adhesion-dependent cell spreading. The record is from RefSeq and is a predicted model, not a curated record. Bases 342 to 1958 code for a protein of 538 amino acids. Gene Ontology annotation, molecular function: actin filament binding. The transcript is spliced from 12 exons.